Pyrus x bretschneideri (Chinese white pear) is the source of this 1973-nucleotide messenger RNA. Its product is annotated as probable LRR receptor-like serine/threonine-protein kinase At4g31250. Gene Ontology annotation, molecular function: ATP binding; protein binding; protein kinase activity. The transcript is spliced from 3 exons. Lineage: Eukaryota; Viridiplantae; Streptophyta; Magnoliopsida; Rosales; Rosaceae. Gene Ontology annotation, biological process: protein phosphorylation. The record is from RefSeq and is a predicted model, not a curated record. Bases 1 to 1938 code for a protein of 645 amino acids.
AUGAUGGCACAUAUUCACAAAGCAACAUAUGAUCACCAUCACUGGCUUUUCAUGCUAGUUUUCUUAGUACUAUCAUACGUUGCUUCGUCUUCAGAUCCGACCGAGCCAGCCAUCCUCCUCAAGUUCAAAUCAUUUCUAUCCAACGACAGUGCUUUGGACAACUGGACUAACGCCGCACCUCCCUGCAACGGUACGCAAAACCUCUGGGCUGGUUUGCUUUGUGAUGGCAACGGCAAUGUGUUCGGGUUGGCUUUAACAAACAUGGGUCUCAUGGGGAUAAUCGAUAUAGACACACUUAUGGAUUUGUCUGCCCUGAAAACAGUAAGCUUCAUGAACAAUAGCUUUGAAGGUCCUAUCCCUAGUGUGAACAAACUUAGUUCACUUAUAUCAGUUUACUUGUCGUACAAUCAAUUCAAUGGUGAAAUCCCAGAUAAUUUUUUUGUUGGCAUGAAUUCCUUGAAGAAAAUUUAUCUGGAUGGGAAUGAAUUCACCGGUAAAAUACCAAAAUCGUUGGCUGAUUUGACUAAGAUUGUGGAAAUGGAUAUUCGGGGAAACCAUUUCAGUGGGAAACUACCAAAUUUUCCGCAAAAUCCAAUUGCAUGGAAGACUUUGAAUGUGUCAUACAACAGACUCGAGGGUCGUAUUCCGGCCGGCCUGAGAGUUUCCGACGCAAGCACUUUCGUCGGAAACCCAGACUUAUGUGGGAAGCCACUGGCUGCAUGCAAGUCCUCAAAGAAGAAAGUAAUUAUAAUCAUUGCCAUCGUAGUCAUCUCAGUUGCUGCAAUCUUGUUCUUCAUUGUAGUAUGCCUCAAACGACCCCGUUCAGCACAAUCAAAACAAGUGACAAGAGUACAAAACAAGCUGGGGGCCAACCAUGACACAGGCGCAAUGGAGGUCGAAUUGGCAGCCGAAGAAGAAAAUAACAACUUCAAGGACAAUGAUGAGAGAGGUGGAGGGGAGUUGUAUUUUGUGAGGAAGGACAUAAAUUUUGAGUUGGAAGAGUUGCUGAGGGCCCCAGCUGAGGUUUUGGGAAGUGGGUCCUUUGGGUCAUCUUACAAGGCAGGGCUUUUGAGUGGGUCCAAGGUUGUGAAGAGGUUUAAGCAAAUGAACCAAGUGAGGAAAGAUGACUUUUAUGACCACAUGAGAAGGCUUGGGAGGUUGUCACACCCUAAUUUGCUCCCACUUGUUGCUUUCUAUUAUAGGAAAGAAGAGAAGCUCUUGGUUCAUGAUUUUGUUGCAAAUGGAAGCUUGGCUAGUCAUCUCCAUGCUAAGCGAGAACCCGGGCAGCCGGGGUUGGAUUGGCCAACUCGGUUGAUGAUCAUCAAAGGAGUGGCAAGGGGUUUGGCCUACCUCUACAAAGAGUUCCCCGGACUAACGGUACCCCACGGUCACCUCAAGUCUUCCAACGUGCUCCUAGACCACAACUUCAACCCUCUCUUGGCAGAGUAUGCCCUAAUACCCCUAGUCAACAGAGACCAUGCCCAAAAGUUCAUGGUGGCUUUCAAGUCCCCAGAGUUAUAUCACAACGAACGCAUGUCAAAAAAGACCGAUGUAUGGAGCCUAGGCAUACUCAUCUUCGAAAUGCUCACCGGAAAAUUCCCAGCAAACUAUCUCCAACCGGGGAAGAGAGCGAACGCGGACUUAGCGGCUUGGGUGAACUCAGUUGUGAGAGAAGAGUGGACGGGUGAAGUGUUUGACAAGGACAUGAAGGGGACGACGAACGGAGAAGGUGAAAUGCUGAAGUUGCUGAAGAUUGGGAUGUGUUGCUGUGAGAGCAGUGUAGAGGGGAGGUGGGAUUGGAGAGAAGUUGUGGACAAGAUUGAAGAGUUAAAGGAGAGGGACAACGACGAAGACUACUCAUCUUAUGCUAGUGAUGGGGAUGUGUACUCUUCUAGGGCUAUUUCUGAGGAUGAAUUCUCUUUCUCUGUUAAUGCUUGAGAGAGUUUCGAGGGGUUUUGGUGGGGAAACAAAAA